This is a messenger RNA of Gorilla gorilla gorilla (western lowland gorilla), 917 nucleotides long. RefSeq names its product immunoglobulin kappa light chain. The transcript is spliced from 4 exons. Lineage: Eukaryota; Metazoa; Chordata; Mammalia; Primates; Hominidae. The record is from RefSeq and is a predicted model, not a curated record. The coding region runs from base 28 to 714 and encodes 228 amino acids.
CUCCCUGCUCAGCUCCUGGGGCUGCUAAUGCUCUGGGUCUCUGGAUCCAGUGGGGAUAUUGAGAUGACCCAGCAUCUGCUCUCCCUGCCCGUCCCUCCGGGAGAGCCGGCCUCCAUCUCCUGCAGGUCUAGUCAGAGCCUCCUGCAUAGUGAUGGAAACACAUAUUUGGAUUGGUACCUGCAGAAGCCAGGCCAGUCUCCACAGCUUCUUAUCUACACAAUUUCUAACAAAUUCUAUGGAGUCCCAAACAAGUUCAGUGGCAGCAGGUCAGGGACAGGUUUCACACUUAAAUUCAGCAAAGUGGAGGCUGAGGAUGUUGGGGUUUAUUGCUGUGAACAGGAGCUCUCACUGUGGUGGACGUUCGGCCAAGGGACCAAGCUGGAAAUCAAACGAACUGUGGCUGCACCAUCUGUCUUCAUCUUCCCGCCAUCUGAUGAGCAGUUGAAAUCUGGAACUGCCUCUGUUGUGUGCCUGCUGAAUAACUUCUAUCCCAGAGAGGCCAAAGUACAGUGGAAGGUGGAUAACGUCCUCCAGUCGGGUAACUCCCAGGAGAGUGUCACAGAGCAGGACAGCAAGGACAACACCUACAGCCUCAGCAGCACCCUGACGCUGAGCAAAGCAGAGUACGAGAAACACAAAGCCUAUGCCUGUGAAGUCACCCAUCAGGGCCUGAGCUCGCCCGUCACCAAGAGCUUCAACAGGGGAGAGUGUUAGAGGGAGAAGUGCCCUAGGCCCCCCACCUGCUCCUCAGUUCCAGCCUGACCCCGUCCCAUCCUUUGGCCUCUGACCCUUUUUCCACAGGGGACCUACCCCUAUUGCGGUCCUCCAGCUCAUCUUUCACCUCACCCCCCUCCUCCUCCUUGGCUUUAAUUAUGCUAAUGUUGGAGGAGAAUGAAUAAAUAAAGUGAAUCUUUGCA